Messenger RNA from Mus pahari (shrew mouse), 2575 nucleotides. RefSeq names its product ectonucleoside triphosphate diphosphohydrolase 6 (gene Entpd6). The transcript has 14 exons. Gene Ontology annotation, cellular component: Golgi apparatus; membrane. NCBI's taxonomy places the organism in Eukaryota, Metazoa, Chordata, Mammalia, Rodentia, Muridae. Gene Ontology annotation, molecular function: GDP phosphatase activity; UDP phosphatase activity. Gene Ontology annotation, biological process: nucleoside diphosphate catabolic process. The record is from RefSeq and is a predicted model, not a curated record. Bases 185 to 1486 code for a protein of 433 amino acids.
GACAGCCUCUCGGCGUCUGCUGGGGUUUGCUUCCACGCGUUAAGGCUCUGUGGACGCGACAGGCGCUGGAGAUCUGGGCGCGCGGUGUGUGGUCGCCGUCUGCCUCCGGCUACUCCACUACCUCUCCCGAGGGGCCGAGGGAGCCGUGCAGGCAGUGGCUACAUAGUUCCCAGCAGUCUGAGAAAUGAGAAAAAUACCAAACCAUGGGACCCUGCGGAUGACGAAGGUGGCAUAUCCCCUCGGACUGUGCGUGGGCCUGUUCAUCUAUGUUGCCUAUAUCAAGUGGCACCGGGCCUCUGCUGCCCAGGCCUUCUUCACCAUUGCUGGGGCUGCCUCGGGGGCACGGUGGACCCAGCAGGCCUUCAGCUCCCCAGGCUCGGCUGCACGGGGUCAUGAGGUCUUCUAUGGGAUCAUGUUUGAUGCUGGGAGCACCGGCACCCGCAUCCACGUCUUCCAGUUCGCCCGGCCACCUGGAGAAACUCCCACCUUGACCCAUGAAACCUUCAAAGCACUGAAGCCUGGGCUUUCAGCUUAUGCUGAUGAUGUUGAAAAGAGUGCUCAGGGGAUCCAGGAGCUUCUGAAUGUUGCUAAACAACACAUUCCUUAUGAUUUCUGGAAGGCUACCCCUCUGGUUCUCAAGGCCACAGCUGGUUUGCGCCUGCUGCCGGGAGAAAAGGCUCAGAAGUUGCUGCAAAAGGUGAAGGAGGUGUUCAAGGCGUCACCCUUCCUUGUUGGGGAUGACUGUGUUUCCAUCAUGAACGGCACCGAUGAAGGUGUGUCGGCAUGGAUCACUGUCAACUUCCUGACAGGCAGUCUGAAGACCCCGGGAAGCAGCAGUGUGGGCAUGCUGGAUUUGGGCGGAGGAUCCACUCAGAUCACCUUCCUCCCACGUGUCGAGGGUACCCUGCAGGCCUCCCCGCCCGGCCACCUGACAGCGCUGCAGAUGUUUAACAGGACUUACAGACUGUAUUCCUACAGCUACCUGGGGCUGGGACUGAUGUCGGCACGACUGGCUAUCUUGGGCGGUGUGGAGGGGAAACCCGCUGAGAAUGACAAGGAACUGGUCAGCCCCUGUCUGUCUCCCCGGUUCAGAGGAGAGUGGGAACAUGCGGAGGUCACCUAUAGAAUUUCAGGACAGACGGCGGUGGGCCUCUAUGAGCUGUGUGCCAGCAGAGUAUCAGAAGUCCUCCGAAAUAAAGUACACAAGACCGAAGAGGCACAGCACGUGGACUUCUAUGCGUUUUCCUACUACUAUGACCUUGCAGCCAGCUUUGGCCUUAUAGAUGCAGAGAAAGGAGGCAGCCUUGUAGUUGGAGACUUUGAGAUAGCAGCCAAGUACGUGUGCCGCACUCUGGAGACACAGCCACCGAGCAGCCCCUUUGCCUGCAUGGACCUCACCUACAUCAGCCUACUGCUCCAAGAGUUUGGGUUUCCAGGGGACAAGGUGCUGAAGACACCACCCGGUCUCUGCAGCUCAGGCCUGUGACCUCAUCUUCUCCUUUCCUUUGUCUUUUCAAGCUGGCUCGGAAAAUUGACAAUGUUGAAACCAGCUGGGCUCUGGGAGCUAUUUUUCAUUACAUCGACUCCCUGAAGAGACAGAAGGUCCCUGCCUUGUAGCAGCUGAGCCCUAGUCCCCACCUCAACCAGAAUUCCAAGGCUCCCAACUCCAUGGACCCCUCUGUCUUGGAAGUGACACCAUCCUUGAGGAGCCUGCAUCUGGCUGAGACCCUCUGUACCUGCAGUAUCAUCUGCAGAUUUGCCUGGGACAUGGCCCAUGUACUAGCUAUGCUACACCACACUAGCUGGGGCAGGGCCAGGGUAGGAAUGCUGCCUGACCUGAGGCCAUCUCCCUGCCUUACUUACCUCCAAGUGGGCGGGGAGCCAGGUGGGCCCAGGGCACAUACUAAGGUAGAGAUGCAGCCCUGUUCUUAUCCCGUCCAUGUGCAGGAUUGUGGCUGCUUUUAUGUGUUUCUGUGACAUGAGUCUUGUUUUGUCCCCAGCCCCUGUUCCCUCAUGAGCCAGGCCUCUCUGCCUUCCCAGAGUUGCGGGAGUUGAAGUAACCUGGCCCAGACACAGUGCAACCUUGAGGUUGCAACAUCUUGAAUGUGGCCAUCUCUUCCUCAGGAUAGACAUGUGAAGUUACCUGGAGAUUUGCUGCCCCACCUUUGAAUGGUAUAGCAUCAAUUCACGUGGGGACACUGAGUAGGAAGAAGAUGGCCCAGUGCCUCUUUCCAGACCCAGCGUGCCACCUUUGCAGAGCAUGUGGGUGUGAGCAGAACUAUGAGAAUGUUCAGGGCCGUUGCUCAAGUACUACCUUGUGAGCUGCGAGUGCUUGACAUUAAAACUGAGCCCCUCUUCUGGACACAACUAUGUCCCAGUGAAUGUAUUCCUGCUAUGAGCCACUUGCAGACCAGUGGGGCAGAUUAGAAAGCUCAGCCCUGAAACAUACUACUCCUUACCCCACCCUCCUCACUCGGCUGCAGCUGGCUUCCCCAUGGUCCCCUCAGUGAAUGUACAGUUCAUAGAAUAAGCUGAGCCACCACUGUUCAACUCAAAAUAAAGGUUUACAAGGGUU